GCGCGGCCAGCAGGCGCCCGUGAGCCCGGUGCUCCCAGCCCGCGGGGCGUGCUCGCCGUGAGUCGCGUGGUCAGCGGCCUCCGUGCGGUGGGUCUCCAGGCUCCGCGUGGCGGCAGCUGGGUGGCUGGCUGCCCCCUGACCCCGCCGGGCUCCCCUGAGCGUCUGGGGCUCCUGAGAAGCGUGGCAAGGCCCCGGACCCGCGGAGGUUCGCUGUGGAGUGCGGAGGCAGCCCGGUGUGCGGCAGGGAUGGGCGCGGGGGUGCCGCCUCCAAGUGAUGCGGCUCUCUAUUUCAGGAUUGGGAACCCAUGCCACACUCACCUGCUCAACUGAGGAAUUAUCAUGCCAGGUAAAGGGAAACAAGGAAAAGGCCCGGACAAAUCUCGCGGGAAGAAACAGAAGAAACCGGAAGUGGACAUUCUCAGCCCAGCUGCCAUGCUGAACCUCUACUACAUCGCCCACAACGUUGCCGACUGCCUGCACCUGCGAGGCUUCCGUUGGCCCGGUGCUCCGAAAUCAAAGGGGAAAAACAAGACUUAAUGGCGUUCCACAGAGAGCAGAACUUGGGGAAGAGAAAUCGGGAAAAUACAACUACUGCAAGCAAAAUAGACUUUACCGAAGACAACUUGAGACGCAAGCUAAGUGUGCUUUUCUAUGGUAGUUAAUGAUAAAGAAGUGCAUUUGACUUCCCAGCUAAAUGCAGCUACAGGAAGCCAAUUUGGCUUUUCAGAAGAAGUUAAGGGGGAAAAAAGUCCGAGUAGUUCCUACUCAGGAAUUGCGUGGUGGAAUUGAUAGGAUUUUUCAAAUUAUAAUUCUGGGUCAGAAUUAAACCUGUUCUCAAAAGGCA
This is a messenger RNA of Felis catus (domestic cat), 844 nucleotides long. RefSeq names its product small lysine rich protein 1 (gene SMKR1). The transcript is spliced from 2 exons. The record is from RefSeq and is a predicted model, not a curated record. NCBI's taxonomy places the organism in Eukaryota, Metazoa, Chordata, Mammalia, Carnivora, Felidae. The coding region runs from base 340 to 537 and encodes 65 amino acids.